This is a messenger RNA of Diversispora eburnea, 921 nucleotides long. Lineage: Eukaryota; Fungi; Glomeromycota; Glomeromycetes; Diversisporales; Diversisporaceae. The record is from the annotation of a GenBank genome assembly.
AUGGAAGAAUUAACAGAAUCAAUAGAAGCUCUGAAUCCCACAACAACCGUAGCAUCAAUAAUUCAAUCAAUACUUCAAACAGAUACGACGGAAGAAGGUGUUAAAGUAAAUUCAGACUUAAGUUUUGAUAAUCUUAAAGAAGAAGAAACUCCAAAUUCCGAGUCUCCUGAUGGACGUGAGUCACAACAUAGUACGAUGGCACUUAUUUUAUUGGUGGCACUCUUUGGAUUUCAAUUCUUGAUACUUUAUUGGAAACAAAAACAUUAUCCUCAUUUUUGGAGAUUUUCUAUUAUUUGGACAUGUUAUUCUUUGGCUAAUACAUGGGUGUUAUAUCAGGCAUCAAGAAAACCUUUAGAUCACAAAACUCCAAGAUUAGUUUAUAAAUGGUUUUCGAUAGUUUAUAAAGUAUCAUAUGCAGUGGGAAUAAUAGGUUAUUCCAUUCUGAUGCUCGUAUUUUUUGGAUUGGUUCAAUUAUUUUAUCAAGGAUCGGAAAUUACUGAACUUGGAAUUUUACUUUUAUUAUUAAGUAGAGAUUUUGUAGAAAUAUGUACAGAUAGAAUGACAUCAACUUUAGGAUAUUAUAACAAAGAUGGAUUUCCACGUAAACACCUUCGAGCAAAUAUAUGUGCAAUAUGUGGAGUUGCGGCUACUGAAUCAAAUGAAGGAAUUAAUAGUAUAGGUGGAGCUUGUAGACAUGUAUUUCAUGAAGAAUGUAUACGUGGAUGGUGUUUAAUAGGGAAAAAGGAUAUUUGUCCUUAUUGUAAGGAAAAAGUUGACUUGAAAGAAUUCAAAACUAAUCCGUGGGAUACUCAGCAACAACUUUAUCUCAGUUUAUUAGAUGGAGUACGUUAUUUGGUAGUUUGGCAACCUAUAAUUUUCGGAACCGUACAAAUUACUUAUCACUUGAUGGGUUUAAAUUAA